AUGGAGGAAGCGGACGCGUUUAUCAGAGAGGCUUGCGGACAUCUCGGAUGUUCAUUCGCCGACGAUGAUGAUUUCGAGUUCAGCACACCUCAGAUUUUUGAGUUUCUAGUCAGAUGUAUUUGGAAAAUUGAUAGCAGCAGUAAAAAAGAAAUUCCAUCAUAUUCAUAUCCCAAUAUCAUAACCGCUCGACUUCAUCUUGGAAAUGCUAUCUCCAACUAUUUGCAAAAACUUCGCAUACGCGGGGACACCGCCCUUCACACAGUCCUCUAUGGCAAUAUCAACAAUUUACGCAGCGCAUUCAUUGAGCUGAUAAGAAAGUUGCCUGCCGACGCAAUUGAAACUGCAUAUCAAAAUCAAGGUCAUCAGUUUCUUCUGACUGCAAUUGAAACUUUGGAAUCGCAGCCGAGAUGGGUCCCUGCCUAUUGUCGUGGAUUGAUAAAAACAGAAGAAUGGAUUGUUCCAGAUAACGAACCGGAAGUGUUCACACUUGAUCAGUUCGACAAGCCAUCGAUGUAUUUCAAUUCACGCCAAUGGAUUUCUCAAUAUAUCAACUCAAGUUGUGUAGACCAGAAGCCCGCACCUCGGCGCCCAAAGCCUGCACUCCCACCAAAACCAGUUUUUGUCGAAGGACAGACAUUAUCUGAAGGAGAUCAGGUUGAAGAACCAGAACAAGUCCCUGAUGAAGUUGAUGAAAAUGCACUUUUACAAGAAACGUACGAUAAGAAAUUGGAAGAAUAUAAAAAGUUGCGUGCAAAGCGUCUUGAAGUGGAAAAACAAUGUCAAGAGUUGCAAAGUAAAUUGACGGAAUAUAGUCCUGAACUCAUCGAGGCACUUCAAAAUCCAGAGGACUAUGUUAAAAAACUAACGGUGAAGAUUGCCGAGUUGAAUCAGCAGAUGGAGGAAGACACUUUGACUCUGGAGAAAAGAAGUGAGGAGGCCGUUCUGAGAAAGUUGGAGUUGGCGAAGGAGAUGAAGAAAUCGGGUACGAAUGAUGAAGAAAUGCGGACAGUGGAAGAGAUGGAGUUGGCUUUGGUCGGGAUGGAUGACCGGAUUGAAGAAAAUCGUUUGCUGGCUGACAAGUUGAGAAAGAAACUGGCAAGAACAGAUGAGAGUAAUGUUAAGAAGUUGUAUGAGUAUGAGAAAAGAAGCAAAGAUUUGGAUGAGAUGGUACGAAAACAAGAAGAAGAUAUGAUGAAGAUGCAGGAAGAACGAACAACUCUUCGUGCCCAAGAAGAACGGGACAGUGAAGCUGUCAAUAGAUCCUUUGCUAUCAUUUACAAUAUUCUUCUUCAGCAUUGUGAUCACUAUCGUGGACGUUUGGCAAUGGAAUCAUUCACCAGAAUCCACUUGUACUGCAUGGAAAUAUUGGAGAUGUUGCGAGACAAUGGUGCUCUGAAACAAACUGUCAUGUUGCUCCAAUCGGAGAUUGAUGUGGAAGAACAGAAGCAAUACGAUAAACAGUUCAAGCUGUUAACUCAAGACUUCCGUGAGAUUAGCGAUUUGAACGAUCAACUAUUCUCUCAAAUCAAACUGCAAAAUCCUGAUUUCCAACUGCCUGCUCAAUAA
Messenger RNA from Caenorhabditis remanei, 1566 nucleotides. RefSeq lists its product as uncharacterized. Gene Ontology annotation, biological process: positive regulation of ubiquitin-dependent protein catabolic process. Lineage: Eukaryota; Metazoa; Nematoda; Chromadorea; Rhabditida; Rhabditidae. The transcript is spliced from 12 exons. The coding region runs from base 1 to 1566 and encodes 521 amino acids. Gene Ontology annotation, molecular function: cullin family protein binding. The record is from RefSeq and is a predicted model, not a curated record.